This is a messenger RNA of Gambusia affinis (western mosquitofish), 2531 nucleotides long. Its product is annotated as myozenin-1-like. The transcript has 2 exons. The record is from RefSeq and is a predicted model, not a curated record. NCBI's taxonomy places the organism in Eukaryota, Metazoa, Chordata, Actinopteri, Cyprinodontiformes, Poeciliidae. The coding region runs from base 968 to 1414 and encodes 148 amino acids.
AUCACAGGCGACUGUCUUUGUAUUCUCAGAUUCCACAGAGAAAUUCAUUUGCAGUUUCUGGCAGCAAACAGUGAAGAUAGAGAAGACAGAGAAUAUAGUGAAGAUGGCGAACAUGGAAAGACAGGAUUUGUUGGUGAGAGUAAGAAUUUUGGAAACCAGGUGUGGGAAGCUGGAGCAGGACAAGGAGGAGCUUCAAAAGAUGGUUGAAAAAUUGAGGAGGAAAAUUGAACGACUGAACAGCUGCACCAAUAAAAACGCCAGAAGCUUUCAGGUUGAAAACGAAAUACUGAUUGACUCAAAUAAAUUUUGCAAAAGUCAAGUUGGGACAUUAAUUAAGGAGCUGGAUGAAGCAAAAGAAACAAUUUUUGAUAUGGAACGAGAUUUUUAUGUAAUAUCAAAAAAAAAUGUGGAACUAGAGGAAAGGGAGCGAACAACACGUAAGGAUUGUGAAAAUAGUUUAAAGGAGAAGAGAAAACAUGUGGCCUGGCUCCAAGCAGAGAAUAAUGAAUUAAAUAAAGAAAUUGUAGCUCUUAAAUUGAAAAAUGACAGAUUGAGAUCCAGGGUGGCACCAAACCCUAAGGAGAAAAAUGAAACAGAAACCCCAGGAGAGCCACAAUCAGCAGGAAUAUUAAAACAAGUUGGGAGAACAUUGGUCAAUAUGUACCAGUCAGGAACGCUGCGGUACUGGGUGCCACCCUGGAUCUUUUAACUUCUGGGGGUCAGAGAGAAAAAUCUUCAGCUGUUCAGUUCAAAAACCAGAAGAAAAACGAAUAAACCGGCGACCCACCAGAACCACUCUGUGAAAAGCUCAGGCGGCCGCUGGAGCUCAGAAGAAAAGAAGUAGCCAGAAAUUAUUGGGCAAAUAUUAAAGGAGUUAAGGAAAGUUAUGCCAUGUUACAACCUUAUCAAGAAAAAGUUCAAAAAAGUAAAACUAACAGUUCUGGAUGGAUUAUUAACCCUGAAAUAAAUGAGUUGUCCUGCUGGCCUCCAGCCAUCCGGUGGCCUUCGUUCAGAGCAAACUCACGCAGGACAACAAGAGUCUGGUUUCCAUCCCGGAAUCAGAGCCAAGCAACCCGGAACCUCCGACCCCGAGCCCCAAAGCCUCCGAACCGUCCGCCGCCACCACCGGCACCGAAGACCCGCCCACCGAGCCCGCUGCCAUCAUCCAGGACUUCAGGACGGAGCCGGACCAUCACGCGCUGAGCGCCGACGCCGGCCAGCAGGUGACCUUCGAGGCCGACCCGGAGCAGACCAUCAACUCGGACACGCUGCACGCGCUGGUGGAGCAGCUGCGGCCGGCGGCGUCGCCCGCCACGGGCCUGGAGCAGAUCAUCAUCAUCAAGACGGUGGACCCGGCCGAGGCGCCGCCGGCACCGCCGCAGUGAGCCCCGAGGCGGGACGGACUCCGGACUAAAAUCUGACCCAACUUCACGUUUUCAGAACCGAUUCAUUUCUAAAAACAACCAGAACCAAUUUAGAUAACAGUUUCACCAUUUCACAGAGUAUUACCACAUUAAUGACCUCUGACCCCUCAUUUCAUCCUAUUUAAAGAAUAUUUUGCUCCUUUUUCUUUUGACUAAUCUUUACUUCUUUUUUUAUUAUUUCUGAUGAACAUCUUUAAAGUUAGUUCUGCUUUAGUUUGUAAAAUCUUAUUCUUUAGCUGAUUUAGAUUUUUCUGUUGCAGAGUAAAGUAGCAUGAUUAGUUUUGUUUUAUGUUGGAUAUAUUUUGGUGCACAUAAACGUAAAAAAGAAGUCAGUUUCCUGGUUGUUUGGCUUUAAUCUGGUGAAACUUUCAAGCUGCAGAACGUCAGUUGAGUUUGAAAUAAUUUUGGAGUAAAACAUAACAGCAGGUUUUCUCCUGAAUGACGGCGUCAUUAAUUUGACGAUUCAAGAGUAAAAUGUGAGCAUGAAGUGAUAAAAUGGCUUCUAGUUCAGAGCCAGAAGAUGAGAAUCCAAUCCUGCUGGUACCGGUCCGGUCUGCAGGUCGGAAAAGUCUUAAUUCUAUCCACUUCCUGAUGAUUCAUCCGGACAGCAGAUGUUUUAUGUACUCGAUGCACUUCAAUGUUUAAUUCCAGGACUUUCUAGAAGAAAUUCACACAUUUUUGAGCUUUUUUUUUUCUCCUUAAAAUAAAUACUUAAGACAUGAAAGUUUUGCAGUAUCUUUGCUUCAAGGUAAAUGUCCUAACUAUGAACAGCUUCAGUUAAAUCUGUAAACAGAAUUACAUUUUUUCUUAUUUUACAGCUUCAUUCUGGGUGGAAUAAUCAGUGUAUAGAGAAAUGUGCUGAAUCUUUUUAUUUUUUCACGUUUUGUAGCAAGUAGGCCAGAAAAUCAUUUUAUUUAUCAUUUCCUCAUCUGUUAGAGAAUGUGUCUGUUUAGUUUAGUUGGAAAACUGCUGUACACAAAGCAUUUUCUGUAGGUCUUAUUUUUGCAAAAUGUCAUCAUUAAUUGUACAGUUGUGAGGAAUAACUACAUGUUAGGCAAAGUAUAAAAAAACUGAGAAAAAAAAUUAAUAAAAGCGACGUGAAAUAAA